Molecule: messenger RNA, 750 nt
Organism: Drosophila kikkawai
Lineage: Eukaryota; Metazoa; Arthropoda; Insecta; Diptera; Drosophilidae
Source: RefSeq, a predicted model, not a curated record
AUGAAGGUGCGUUCCAAGAAGCCCGUUUGGUUCCUGUUCAAGGUCUUGGAGGUGCUCUUAAGCCUGUCCUGCUGCCUCGUCCACUGGAACUGUUUCCGGCAUCGUGGUGUCCCGCAUGUCUUCCUGCUGUGCGCCGCCUAUGGUGGCUCUGUAAUUAUUGGAAUUUUAUCCAUAAUUGGUUCAUUUUAUGCGGAGAAACCGAAAAUGAAACAUGAGGCAGCACACGCUGGUAUACUCGGUGCCUUUCACCUGUUCACCCUGUUCGCUCACAUGCACUUGGUCACCAUGAAGAAGUAUCAUCCCCAGGAUUGGGUUAGCUUCUAUAGAUGCAGCCGGAACAAUGCCAUGGUUGCCCUCUAUGCCGCCGCUAUUUACUUUCUGCACUUGACCUUUGCCCUGGACCUGAUGCUCUCACACAAAUUCAAAGCGAAGAGGCAUCCGGUGAGGAGUAAGCGUCCGCUCAGCCUCUAUUUCAUCAGUCCGGGGGUGGAGGCGUAUGUUAGUCGUUUCUGGUGGUUCCAGCACUUGGCCAGCAAGAUGCUAACCAGUGCCCAGCCCUCGGAGCAUUCCAGCAGGAACAGGAAUAUGUCCUUUGACACGGAAUCGGAUGAAGAAGAGCAGCGAGUGUCCGUAACGAAGCAGCCGGAGGAGGCCAGAAAUUCGGGGGUGUUUCGAAGGUCGGGCGAGAUGAGAGAGCUUCCCAUAUAAAUUGUUUAAUUAGUUAAUUUUAAUUAUAAAAUAUUAAUCCUA